This is a messenger RNA of Anthostomella pinea, 1764 nucleotides long. Lineage: Eukaryota; Fungi; Ascomycota; Sordariomycetes; Xylariales; Xylariaceae. The record is from the annotation of a GenBank genome assembly.
AUGAACACCUCGAUGAUCAAGUCCAAGUUCCUCUCCCAACCAGAGGACCUUGGCGUCGUAGCUGUUGGCUUCUCGGGUGGACAGUGCAAACCCGGCGUCGACGCGGCCCCCUCGGCACUGAUCGAGUCCGGCCUGCUCAAGCAGCUGCGAGACGAGCUCAACUACAAGCUCCAUGGCGACGAAACCGUCCACGCCUACACCGACCUGGUGCCGAAGGAAGACCCGCCCUUCCGGAACAUGAAGAACCCCAAGGCCGUCAGCGGCGUCACGCAGCGCCUGAGCGAACAAGUCUACACCCACGCGCAGGAGGGGAGGAUGGUCCUUACGCUGGGCGGCGACCAUUCCAUCGCAAUAGGGACCAUUGCCGGCACCGCCAAGGCCGUGCGCGAGAGGCUCGGCCGCGAGAUGGCUGUCAUCUGGGUGGAUGCACACGCCGACAUCAACACGCCCGAGACGAGCGACUCGGGGAACAUCCACGGCAUGCCCGUCAGCUUUCUGACGGGUCUGGCCAAGGAAGACAAGUCGGAAUACUUCGGGUGGCUCAAGGAGGACAAUCUCAUCAACCUGAGGAAACUCGUGUACAUCGGACUGCGCGACGUGGACCCUGGCGAGAAGAAGAUACUCCGCGACAACGGCAUCAAGGCGUUUAGCAUGUUCGAUAUCGAUCGGUAUGUUUCCCCUAUUAUCACUGUGAUUCCCCAGUCGUCCUAUCCUUCCCCAGUCCUCCCCUAUCCUUCCCCUGUGAUGUCUGGCGUUGACGCGUGUAUACCGCGUAGGCAUGGGAUCGGUCGUGUGGUGGAGAUGGCACUGGCGCACAUCGGCACCGACACGCCCAUCCAUCUAUCGUUCGACGUCGAUGCGCUGGACCCCAUGUGGGCUCCCAGCACGGGCACGCCUGUCCGUGGUGGACUGACGCUGCGGGAGGGUGACUACAUCUGCGAGAGCGUACACGAGACGGGAAGCCUGGUGGCCAUCGAUCUGGUCGAGGUGAAUCCGAGCCUGGCGGCGGAGAGCGACCUGGGAGCGCACGAGACAGUUAGGGCCGGUUGUAGCCACAGCGAGACUCCCGGCCGCAAGGCAAACAACGACGACGACCCUGUGUCUAACAACGACGACGAAUCUGUGUUUUUCGAUCCAACCCGACGAGCAUCCAAGCCAGUCUUUCCACGACUCCACGGGAUAUUCGUUCGUACAAUGGCCGCCUCUGAGACCACGGGGACGGGCUCGCUCGUCUAUGAACGACGGGUGGCCCGCGUCCAUCGAUACCACUGGCCCGCUAUACAGUUGAAUAUCUGGAUGUUGAUCAUGUUGGUCGCAUCUUGCCUCAUCAUUGGCGUCUUCGCCACCUUCAUCAGCACUCAGCAACAACUCGGACUAUAUGUUCCUUGGUACUUUCCUUACUUCAUCACCGUCUCCGCCUUGAUGGUCGUCUUCAUCAUCAUCUUGCUAUGGCUGAUAUCACAACGUCGCCUGCUCCCGUCCAUCGUCGUCAUUGGCGCCUUCAUGUUCUUCGUCCUCUGGAUGGUGGGCCUGGUCGUCGUGAGCAUAGAGCUCUGGGGCCCUUCUGGCUCCGUCAGCUCCAAUUGCGACCUACUGGUGUGGAAGGAUACGCCCAUGGGCAACUCACAAACCACCUUGGCCUGGCUGGAGCAAAGAUCGAUAUGUCAACAAUGGGAGGCCGUUUUUGCCUUUGCCCUGAUAGGCUGCAUAUUCUUGUUGUGGAUUAUCAUAAUGGCAGUGCAGGUCUUUUAUGAUGAUGCCUGA